CACGAGUUAGUCCCCGCUUUUCUCCUCAGCCAACCUGUCAAGUCUGUUGUAGAUUGAUUCUUCCUCAAGAGUUUGAGCGUUUUUCAGAGGACUGAUCCUCGUUUUUUUUUGUGUUGACUAAACUCAUUUUAUAGUCGAAUAUUGACCAUAACGAUUCUGACGACAAAUUACCGAGUUGCUGCCACGCUGAAUCGGCAAGACUCUCUUGGCACUCGUUGUAUCAUGGCCAAGCAAAUAUAUUGCCAGGCCGGUUCAAGGCUUAAUCAUCAACGUAGACAUUCACCAGCUGCCAUAGCUUGUCCUUCAUCAUCCGUCUUGUCGAUCCUUGCAACUAUCGCUGCUAGCUCGCAAACAGUGGACGGAAGCCCACUCCCAGCACCGACCCCACCUCCAUCUUUCUUAUGUCCGUCUCUAGAUCUCUUCAAUACUUGCGUCCGUAACACAACCCCCACGACAUCCUAUAGCAGCACAACCUCUUCCACAUCGCCCACGCCUAUAGCUAAAUUCACACAACCAGUGGCAGACAAAUACGUUCUACAGUCUGACGGCCGCUGGCACAAGGCAACUGCCUGGACCUUGUAUGGUUCAACAUACCAUGCUUCGUCUCCGGACCUUACAGUUGAUGUUUCGCGAUCUACGUCGGUUCUUAAUCCAACCGCUUCCGCCGAAAUGGACUCCGUCCUUCCUGCAGGUUGGUCCACGACGUCCCAAAGCAAUCGCACCGCCUCUAUCAUCAUCCUCUCGCUAGCCAUAAUCUUGGCGGUCUCAAUUUGCAUGUUCAUCAUAAGCUGCAUCGUUUGGAGAAAGAGACGGAAGAAAAUAUUGGACAAAGACAAGACAAAGAAUGACUUGGAACUGAAGGCCAGACACAAGGUGAACCCGGAAGACCUAUCAGAGGAUGGCGAAAGGGAGAUCGAGGCUCGCGGAAAAAAUCGCUUGUGGGCGAGGGCAAGCGAACGGUGGAAAGCUAACAUACGAAAUUCUGCUCGUCGACGGAGGCGACGUCAUGGCAUGUCUACCAGAAGUCGACCACAAUCUCCCACGCUAUUGGAUCCUCGCGAGCCAUCUGUCCACCCCUCCCCAGUCUCAUCACGGCGGCAUUCAAUAGUAUCUGUCUCUGAAGAUACGGACUACUACGCUGCUCCCAUUGAGAAUCGUCUCGACCCCACACAGCCACCUUUUAUAUCAGCCGACCCAUCUAGCCCAUGCACUGUUUCGUCUCCCCCAGCUUACAUGUUUCCUGCCCUGCCUGUGCGUCCUGAAAUUGAAGGUUGUCCUCACGAAGCAUCGCACGUAUCUUCGGAUGACCCCACAUUACGCCGAGGGUCACUGCUCUUUGGUCAUGACUGUUCAUCCACGGACCAUGACGAUAUCCCUUACCAUCCCAGCGGUGCCGGGCAUGUCGCCAUUGAUGAUAAGGCUCAUCUCGCCCGUAUGGCCGAGUUGGCUAGCGCGCCUCCCGUAAUUCAAGAUAACACUAGCGGGAGUCCUUCGCAUAUCCAUGAGUCUGCCCCAGAAUGGCAUGAUGAUUUUGAUGACCAGCCCUCUCAACUAGUCAUUGUCUCAUCCUCUCUAUCCGAGGUCGGGAACUUGGGUUUCCCAAAUCCGCCUUCGAAAAACGUUUUGUCACCAGGGUACUUUGAUGGGCACAGCUAUGUGCAAGAUAUCACCGCGCUAGACCCCAUCUCAUUGCCUUCUAUGCCCCCAUAUGAGGCUCGGCCGAACGCUAUUCCCUUUGAGGACACCCUGACAGCUUCGGCUCCUCCCAUAUUGGAGCAUGACGAAACGUUUGGCCUUUGGGAAGGCAGUGCUCCAGAAGUAUCAGAAAUAUACGGUGAUGAUUGCGAUACCCACGUUGCACCAUCUCCCUCUCAGCCCUCGUCAUCCGCAUUUAGUUCUCAAGCUUCCGCUCCACCUGAAGAACUUGUUACCAUGCAUGGCAUACUUCCGAUAUACCAACGCUAGUUAUGGGUUUUUGGUCCACGUUUUUGCGGAUACUUGGAAUAUUCGUCUACUGUAUUGUACUAUAUACCUAAUCGACACCCUGGACAUCUGCCAAUUGCGCAUUACAAUGUUGUUGUAAAGUGCUACAAGUGUUGCAUUAUAAUCUAUACUUAUCGAACGAAA
This is a messenger RNA of Suillus bovinus, 2127 nucleotides long. RefSeq lists its product as uncharacterized. The transcript is spliced from 2 exons. The record is from RefSeq and is a predicted model, not a curated record. Lineage: Eukaryota; Fungi; Basidiomycota; Agaricomycetes; Boletales; Suillaceae. The coding region runs from base 223 to 1965 and encodes 580 amino acids.